Molecule: messenger RNA, 792 nt
Organism: Seriola dumerili (greater amberjack)
Lineage: Eukaryota; Metazoa; Chordata; Actinopteri; Carangiformes; Carangidae
Gene: pde6ga
Product: retinal cone rhodopsin-sensitive cGMP 3',5'-cyclic phosphodiesterase subunit gamma-like
Exons: 4
Coding region: 102-374 (90 amino acids)
Biological process (GO): positive regulation of epidermal growth factor receptor signaling pathway; positive regulation of G protein-coupled receptor signaling pathway; visual perception
Cellular component (GO): photoreceptor outer segment membrane
Molecular function (GO): cGMP binding; 3',5'-cyclic-nucleotide phosphodiesterase activity
Source: RefSeq, a predicted model, not a curated record
AAGAGAGUUUCACAACACAACUGUCAUGUAACAGCAGCCUGGAACUCUACAACACUACCAGCUGACAUAUACAGCAACACAGGUGCUCAAACAAAAGAAAUAUGAAUUUGGACGUGGCCAAACCUGAAGCGAAGACUGGCAGCAAAGCUCCCAUCAGAGCCACCGGUCCUGGGUCCCCACGCAAGGGCGCACCCAAGUUCAAACAGAGGAACAGCCGCCAGUUCAAGAGCAAGCCUCCUAAGAGGGGUGUCAUUGGCUUUGGAGAGGAGAUCCCAGGAAUGGAAGGUCUUGGCACUGACAUCACUGUAAUCUGCCCAUGGGAAGCUUACAGCCAUCUAGAGCUACAUGAACUGGCUCAGUAUGGUAUCAUCUGAGUCUCGUCACUGUGAAAUUCUUUUUAUAUUCACCAAAGGGAACUGGCGAUGUUGGCAAGUUUAGCAAAUGGAAUUUCAUCUACCAACUCCUAACAAUCUGGAUCAUCAGUAUUGGCUUUGUUUCAAUGGUAAACCACACACUAAAAAUAUAGCAUGUGAAAUAUAUCUCUACAUAUUGUGGAUGCUGUUCUCUGUAUGAGUUGUUUUUAUACAUUAAAUCUAUUUUCAUAGGAGUCUCAAGCUGCCAUUUUAACAUGCAUGACCCACUGAUGCUGAAUGUGUCUUAUGUCAUUGAGGUUGAAGUAGGAGCUGUAACUAAAGACUUGGUUACUGGCAUUAAAGACAGGGUUCCUGCACAACUGUCAGCUUCAUAUUUAUUAUCUUUAAUCAAACUCAGAAUAAAGCUUGGUAUUUUUUU